Molecule: messenger RNA, 3645 nt
Organism: Phytophthora infestans T30-4
Lineage: Eukaryota; Oomycota; Peronosporomycetes; Peronosporales; Peronosporaceae
Product: ATP-binding Cassette (ABC) Superfamily
Exons: 8
Coding region: 1-3645 (1214 amino acids)
Biological process (GO): transmembrane transport
Cellular component (GO): membrane
Molecular function (GO): ABC-type transporter activity; ATP binding; ATP hydrolysis activity
Source: RefSeq, a predicted model, not a curated record
AUGGAGGUGAGAGUCAAGAACCUCAGCGUCUCAGCCGACGUCGUUGUUGGUCGACACGAAGACGGACGAGAGCUGCCCACACUCACGCACACCAUCAAGACGGCGGCACUCAAACUUUCGUCCUCGCAGCACGUGGUGCACAAGACCAUCUUGCGCAACUUCAGCGGCGUGUUCGAGCCCGGUACAAUCACGUUGGUACUCGGACAGCCGAGCUCUGGCAAGUCCUCGUUGAUGAAAGUGUUGAGUGGUCUGCCGCAGCUUGAACUAAGCAGUCGACUACCGCAGUUUGUGUCGUACGUGGACCAACACGAUGUACACUUCCCGUCGCUCACAGUGAUGGAGACGCUCGAGUUCGCUCACGCUUUCACUGGUGGCGAGUUGAUGCGUCGAGGUGACGAAUUGCUGACGAAUGGAUCAACGGAGGAGAAUUUGGAGGCUUUGAAGACGGUACAGACGCUCUUCCAGCACUACCCUGACAUUGUGAUCGAGCAACUGGGACUGCAGAAUUGCCAGAACACCAUAAAAUUGGCAAUGGAAUGCUGCGUGAUGGAGUUUGGCAUGAAGUACAUGACGCUCAUGGACGAGAUCAGUACGGGACUGGACAGCGCCACGACCUUCGACAUCAUCACGACCCAACGCAGUAUUGCUAAAACACUGGGCAAGACUGUGGUGAUCUCUCUGUUACAGCCGUCGCCGGAGGUGUUUGAGCUCUUCGACAACGUGUUGAUCCUAAACGCCGGUGAGGUCAUGUACCAUGGUCCUCGUGCCCAAGCUUUGCCGUACUUCGAGAGUUUGGGCUUCCGUUGUCCGCCGCACCGUGACACGGCAGAUUUCCUGUUGGAUCUCGGCACGAAUCAGCAGGUAAAAUAUCAGGAUGCUCUGCCUGGAGGAAUGACCAGGCACCCUCGUCUUCCAGUCGACUUUGGGCAGGCUUUUCAGCGCUCAGAUAUUUACCGUGAUACUUUAACUCGCUUGGACGAACCCUGGAAAGACGAGCUACUCUCUAACGUCGACGAGUUCAUGAAGUUUACACCGGUAUUUCAGCAGUCGUUUGUGGAAAAUGCUAUCACGGUCACGCGCCGUCAGAUGAUGAUCGCGGUGCGAAACCAAGCUUUUAUUCGCGUACGAGGCUUCAUGGUGAUCGUGAUUGCUCUGAUGUAUGGCAGUUUGUUCUAUCAGCUGAAGGCUACGAACGUCCAAGUGACAAUGGGUGUCCUAUUUCAGAGUUUGUUCUUCCUUGGACUCGGACAAUACGCUCAGGUCCCAGGGUACUGCAGUAUUCGCGGUAUUUUUUAUAAGCAGCCUAGCCAAAUCCCGUGGGCUGUGGGUGAGACGGUGGUGUUUGGCUCGAUAGUAUACUGGAUGUGUGGCUUUGUUGCCACAGUGGGAAAUUUUUUGCUGUAUGAGCUGCUAGUGUUCCAGACGCUGAUGGCGUUUGCAGCUUGGUAUUUCUUCAUGGCAGCCGUGACGCCAGAUAUGCACAUGGCAAAGCCUGUGUCGAUGAUGUCCAUCUUUACGUUUGUGGCGUUUGCUGGCUUCGUGAUCCCGAAGAACCAGAUACCAGACUACUUUGUGUGGAUUUACUGGUUAGACCCUAUCGCCUGGUGUCUGCGUGCUGUCGCUGUGAGUCAAUAUCACUCGUCUGCAUUCGAUUUGUGUGAAUAUGCUGGGAUAAAUUACUGUACGGACCACAAGAUGCAAAUGGGCGAGUACUUCUUGUCGCUGUAUGACGUGCCAUCCGAUAAGAGCUGGAUUUGGCUCGGAGUGGUGAUGUUGUUUUACAAGCGCUACGAAAGUCCCGAACAUAUCACCUUGACAACGGAGAGCACAGCACCGCCAUGGGUGUGCAGAGUAGUGAAGAAGUUCGAGCCCGUUGUUAUCGCCUUCCAGGACUUGUGGUACUCAGUGCCAGAUCCUCACAGCCCGAAGGAAUCGCUAACGCUACUCAAGGGUAUUAGCGGAUACGCGAUGCCAGGUUCCAUCACGGCUCUCAUGGGCUCUACGGGUGCUGGUAAGACGACGCUCAUGGAUGUGAUUGCUGGUCGGAAGACUGGAGGCACCAUUCAGGGCAAGAUCCUGCUCAAUGGCUACGAAGCGAAUGAUCUGGCCAUUCGACGCUGCACAGGCUACUGCGAACAAAUGGACAUCCACUCGGACGCAUCAACUAUCCGCGAAGCAUUGAUCUUCAGCGCCUUCCUUCGCCAGGACAGCUCGGUACCCGACAGUCAAAAGUACGACUCGGUGAAGGAAUGUCUUGAACUUCUGGAUCUACAGAGUGUAGCGGACGAGAUUGUACGUGGCAGUCCAACAGAACGCAUGAAGCGUCUCACGAUCGGUGUGGAGCUGGCUGCUGACCCGAAGGUGUUGUUCCUGGACGAGCCCACAAGUGGACUGGAUGCACGCUCGGCCAAGCUCAUCAUGGACGGAGUACGCAAAGUUGCAGACACUGGUCGCACCAUCGUGUGCACAAUCCACCAACCUUCCACUGAGGUGCUUAUGCUUUUCGACAAGCUCUUGCUGCUGAAACGUGGAGGUCAGACGGUGUUCUUUGGCGAUCUGGGCAAGCGAGCGCAGAAGAUGGUGGACUACUUCGAGGCGAUUCCGGGCGUGACACCUCUUCGUGAAGGCUACAACCCGGCUACGUGGAUGUUGGAGUGCAUCGGUGCACGUGUGAUCCACGUGCACGACAACCCGGUGGACUUCGUCGACGUGUUCAACUCUAGCAAGAUGAAGCAUGAGAUGGAUAUGCAAUUAUCAUCAGAGGGUAAGAGUGUGCCAGUACCCGGCUCAAGUGAAGUGACGUUUGCUCUGGUGAAACGCUUCAUGGAUUUGUACUGGCGAACACCGUCCACGAAUCUCACGAGACUGGCGAUUAUGCCUCUAGUUGCCUUGGGAUCAAUCAAUGCUGGCGUGGGGAUGGUUUUCCUCACUUCGUACCUCACUGGCGUGGUAUCCUUUAACAGCGCCUUGCCAAUUACGUCUGAAGAUCGACCAGCAUUCUAUCGGGAACGUGAGGCGCAAACGUACAGCGCCUUUUGGUAUUUUAUUGGCUCCACUGUGGUCGAAAUCCCUUACGUCUUCGGGUCGAUGCUGCUUUACACGAUCAUUUUCUAUUGGAUGGUGGGCUUCAGUGGCUUCGGCACUGCAGUUCUCUACUGGAUUAACACGUCGUUGAUGGUGCUACUACAGACUUACAUGGGCCAGUUACUCAUCUAUUCCAUGCGCAGCAUUGAUGUCGCAGCGCUAGUGGGAGUGAUGAUUUACUCUAUUACAAUCCUGUUUUACGGCUUCAAUCCGCCAGCGAGCGACAUUCCUGCUGGUUAUCAAUGGUUGUACACGAUCACCCCGCAACGCUACUCCGUUGCUAUCCUCGCUGCUCUCGUGUUCAGCAAAUGCGACAAUCCCCCCACGUACGACACCGACGCGCAGCAGUAUGUGAAUGUUGGCGCUGAUCGUGGCUGUCAGCCCAUGUCGAAUCCACCGACUAAUAUUGACCAUAUCACUAUCAAGGAAUACGUCGAGGCCACGUUCGAGUACAAGCACGACGAGAUCUGGCGAAACUUUGGCAUUGUGCUUGUCUUUUUUGUCAUUCUGCGUGUGAUGGCUCUACUUUCGUUGCGCUUUAUCAACCAUCAGAAUAAGUAA